Oreochromis niloticus (Nile tilapia) is the source of this 2207-nucleotide messenger RNA. RefSeq lists its product as uncharacterized. The record is from RefSeq and is a predicted model, not a curated record. Lineage: Eukaryota; Metazoa; Chordata; Actinopteri; Cichliformes; Cichlidae. The transcript is spliced from 3 exons. The coding region runs from base 44 to 1288 and encodes 414 amino acids.
UAGAAACACUGAUAACACUGAGCACACACAGACAGAUUCAGCCAUGAUCCUGACGGGCCGCAGUUUGUGUCUUCCUUCUCGAGCCACGGUCCAGGAGCUCUUCUCGGUGGCUCGAGAUGCCAGCAUCAUCCCUGAUAUCUCCAUGGAUCCUGUCCUUACCACCUUCCUGUCGCUGGACUCGUCAGCAGCGUUGCAGCAUCAGUACGACUUCUUACAGCGGAGCAUGAGCCUGGAGCAGCAGAGCACGUUCAACCUCAACCUGACGGCGCAGCUGGGAGGCAGCAGGGUAAUCUGUGGAGGAGUGGGGGUUGUUGCUCUGGCUCUGUCCAUGCUUUUUGAUCAGGUUGCCCAACAGGUCCGAGCACAAGGAUCAACAGAGGGUCCCUCGUUAACUCAACCAUCCCGGCCUAAGAGGAUUUUUGGCAUCAGCAGCUCAUCAAGAAUCGGCUGGAUUAUCCACAGCUUCCUCAGCCUUAUCCCAGGCAUCGCCAACAACCAGGAUCAGAUGGCUGAGACCACAGAGCUCUACGAUAACUGGCUGAAAUUUGAGCUUCUCGACCAUUAUGAGAGGAUGACCACAAAGAAAAGAAUGAGUUCAGUGUCGAUGCAGCAGUGGCUGACAGGAGCUGCAAUUCACCUGCACAUAAGAAUCCACCAGGCCCGUCUGCAGUCUGUGCCAUCAGGAUCAGUUGAAUCAAUGCGCAUUUCUUAUAAGACGGGGUUAGGUCACCUGGUUCGGGGCUAUACAGCCUACCUACGCGCAAACAUCCAGGAGACUCCAGCUCUUGGUCCACAAAAACCAAGAACCAGUGCUGCCAACAGACCUAAACAUGCUAACACAUCUACUAUAACCAAUAUGACAUGCUCCAACAGCCUCCUUGUUAAUGGUAGCCAGGUUGGUCCAAGUAAUAAAUCUACCACACCCAGUUCAACUGCAGGAAUUAACAGAGGCUGUAAAACUAAUGAAUCAGGUGGAGACUUUGGAUUUAAUGUCCUAAAUGGAAGCAAUGACACCAUGAUGACAGGAGACACCCUCAACACUUCAUCCAGAUACAGCAGGAAGGAGGAAGGCAGCAUGCUUGGACUGUUAGUUAUCGAGCCCUCGAGAAAUAUAAGUCACAGUGUGCAGCAUCACCCCUGUGAGUCUCCAGCCAUACAAGAAGCUCUGGUGACUCGAAUAAUCAACGUGCAGGACCUGGACAGGAACAGAAAUUUUUUCCUGUAUCAUGACAGAGUUUUUCAGAGCCUGCUAAGGCAGAGGGACGACUUCGAACUGAGGACAAAUUAGACAAAAACAAAUAUCUGAUUAGUCAGCCACAAAAACUAACACAAGGUUGUUACAGCCAGUAAAGCAUAAUUUUCUUUCCUAUUUUCUACUAGUCUAUUAAACUGGGUCAGUUACCACAUAUAUAAAUAUAAGACCCUUUCAAUACAAAUUUCACAUGACCAGAAUGAACUUUUUCAGAUAAUUUAGGAAACAAAUGAAAGUGUUUUCUUCGAACUGUCAUCAUUUCCUAAAUGCCAAAUGUCAUCUCAAAUCAUCACAUCAUGGGCUUUUGGCUUAAACAUCUCAAAUUUGCUAAAAGUUUCAUUGUCCAAAAUAUGGACAUACAUAAAGACUGCUGUAAAGAUUAUAUAUAUAUAUAUUUAAAGAGUGUGCGGGUUUUUUGACUAUCUUAAAUUUGAACACACCCCAAUAAAAAACAGUGACAGUUCUUGAAUGGUAUAGAGUUAUUUUUCACAAUAAUGCAGACAAAAACUAUAACUACUAUUUUUAUAAACUACUACUUUGAACAUCUUAAUCAGAAAAAUUAUGGAAAUGUAUUUUUAAUUCAACUCUAUUGCUGGAUUGAGUAAACAUUACAAGUUGUACCACAAAAGCAAAACUAUUAGAUACUAAUAGAUAGUCUAAUCCAAAUAGAAGACAAUAAAAAAUAUAGCACACAUUGUAAUAAAUGAAAACCUACACUGAGACUAACCUAAACAAAACCUAACAUUGUAUACGAGAAAAUUAAACUGAAACUUAACAUUGAAUUAGAAUUAAAACUGAACUUCAAUGAGCAGUUUCCCAGUGGAGACUACCUGAAAUGAAACUGAACUAAAAACAAAACUUAACAAUUACUAAUAAUAAACGCUAAUAAAACUGAAAAAGUGUGAAGUUUCAUUAUAAUUUACUCAGUUACUUUAUUUUUAACGUAAUUUGUUUA